Equus caballus (horse) is the source of this 1778-nucleotide messenger RNA. It is a transcript of the gene CCDC127, whose product is annotated as coiled-coil domain containing 127. NCBI's taxonomy places the organism in Eukaryota, Metazoa, Chordata, Mammalia, Perissodactyla, Equidae. The record is from RefSeq and is a predicted model, not a curated record.
UGGGGGUUCGCGGAGUAGGGGGUCGGCGGUAGGUCUCGGGGCCGGGGGACUGCGCGGAGUCGGGGUGUCGGCUGGCCGCGCCGCGUUGGGCGGGGCAGCCUGCGGUUGCGGGGUGCCGGCUCCGCGCCUCCCGGCGUUCGGUCAGUUUCUGUCGAGCAUCUGCCCGCACCCGAGGGACGGGGCGGCGUGGGGGACAAACGGUAUUCGGGAGGACCGCGCUCGCGGCCCCCUGCCCCGACCUUCCCGGUGCGCAGGUGUGUGCGGCGUAAUUCUGGAUGUUGCACUGAGUGAGCUGACAGUGGGCCGUCGCCAUUUCAUUGACGUUUAGGUGGUGUCCAGUUUUUUGCCAUUAGUAUACCUCCAUGAAUAACUUAAAUGACCCCCCAAAUUGGAAUAUCCGGCCCAACUCCAGGGCUGAUGGGGGUGAUGGAAGCCGAUGGAAUUAUGCCCUGUUGGUUCCAAUGCUGGGAUUGGCUGCUUUUCGUUGGAUUUGGUCUAGGGAGUCCCAAAAAGAAAUAGAGAAAGAGAAGGAAGCGUACCGUCAGAGAACGGCUGCUUUCCAGCAGGAUCUGGAAGCUAAGUACCACACCAUGAUCUCAGAAAAUCGGCGUGCUGUUGCUCAGCUAUCUUUGGAACUUGAAAAGGAACAAAACAGAACAACUAGUUAUCGAGAAGCCCUUAUCUCUCAGGGGCGAAGGUUGGUAGAAGAAAGGAAACUGCUAGAACAGGAACGCGCUCAGGUCAUGCAAGAAAAGAGACAGUUGCAGCCCUUGAGAAAUGCGUACCUGAGCUGCCUGGGACAGGAAGAAGACUGGCAGAGGAGAGCCAGGCUUCUGCUGAAAGAGUUUGAAGAUGCUCUGACGGAAAGACAGAAUAUCUACUGCAGCCUGCUUCUCCCUCGCCACAAGCGACUGGAAAUAGAGAAGAGCUUGCUGGUUCGAGCAUCCACUGACCCUGUUGCUGCUGACCUAGAGAUGGCAGCUGGCUUGACUGACAUAUUUAAGCAUGAUACAUACUGUGGGGAUGUCUGGAAUACCAACAAACGCCAAAAUGGGAGACUCAUGUGGCUAUAUCUGAAAUAUUGGGAAGUAAUUGUUGAACUGAAAAAGUUUAAGAAAGUAGAGAAAGCCAUACUAGAAAAGUAAGAGAAGACUGGAAUAAAGCCUCUUAACAACUCAAAGUCAGAUGGUCGUUGUGGCAUUCUGGGCUAUCCCAUGUUUUCUCCUGUGCUGUGGCCACAGAGUGGCCUCCCACUCCUGCCAACCUCUGAGCAGGACAGCGAGGCCUCAGGAGACAAAGGGUUUGCUCCUUGAUCCUCUUCAGCUAUUAAGGACACAGUUUCUCAGAAGCAUUUUUUAAGCUGUUAAUAUUUUAUUAAGCAGAACAGUGUAACCUCAUAUGUUAGGUCUAGGGUAAAAAUUGUUUUAAGAAUGUCAAAUACAGUAUUGAUCCUCAAUAUAAAUAAUUUUCUGUCUGGUUUUAUCACUUCCUAAAUAAAGCAUGUUUUCUCCUCGAAUUAUUUUUCUCUCUCCUAAAAUUGCAUUUAAAAGUUAUCAGGUAGUGGAUGACUUGCUUACAGAUGAUAACAAAAAGUAGUAAUAUCAUCAAGGUUUUGUAUUGUUUUGGAGCUCUCUGCCGCCAAAGGGAAGAAAAGUAUUUCUCAUAUCCAGUUGAUACCCUAAUGUGUGUUUGGGAUUUGGUUUGUGUCUGUAUUCAGCAAGCAGAUACUAUUUAUUACCAAUGACAUAUAAUAAUAAAUACCUGCAAUUUAAAAGCAA